AUAGAAUACCUUCCCGACCCUAAGUAAAAAACACGACCUAAAAACAGAUUAUUAAUUAAAAACGUUAAAAGGAAAUGCUCAUUGGUUUUCCUUCUAAUAGAUUUCUGUUUUGGAGUAUUGAGCUGAAUUCAUCUAUCUAGGGCUUUGGAGUUGGAUUUCGAUUUGGGAAUUUGAUUGGGAAAUUGAGGAACGAGUUAAAAGAGGGAAAAUGGAGGGAAUGUUGUCUGCGAGUGAUAAGCAGAGCAUGGUUUCCUCAUUUCUCGAGAUCGCCGUUGGUCAAACUGCAGAAACCGCCAUGCAGUUUUUGCAAGCAACUAGCUGGAAGCUGGAUGAAGCUCUUCAGCUGUUUUAUGUCGGUAAUGAAGGUGGUGUAGUUGGAACGGCUUCUGAGUCUCCAGCAGUGGAAAACGUAGAUUCUUGGGUUGAUCAAAACUCUGGUGAGUUGAAGGAGUCUGGAAACAGUGAUGUUGGACCCAUUGGUGGAGAGGAAGUACGCCCUCCUUUACCUGUAGUAAGGGAGACUCUUUAUGAUGAUGCAUCGUUAUAUGGAGCUUCAAGAUUAGGAUUACCUCCCCAACAGUCGAGUUCGUUAAUUGCAUUCCGUAAUUUUGAUGAGGAAAUGAAACGGCCCGGGGUUUGGGAAUCAGAUGAAGGUGCUUCUUCCACGGUAGAUGCUCCUCGGGAUAAUCUUGCCUCUUUAUAUCGCCCUCCUUUUCAUCUGAUGUUCCAGGGACCAUUUGAAAAGGCAAAAGCUGCUGCAUCUGUUGAGGACAAGUGGCUCCUUGUCAACUUGCAAUCUACCAAGGAGUUCAGCUCACAUAUGCUUAAUCGAGAUACUUGGGGAAAUGAGGCAGUUUCUCAAACUGUUAGCACCAACUUUAUUUUCUGGCAGGUAUAUGAUGAUACAAGUGAGGGGAGGAAAGUUUGCACCUAUUACAAACUAGAUUCAAUUCCCGUAGUGCUGGUUAUUGACCCAAUCACAGGACAGAAAAUGCGCUCCUGGUUUGGAAUGGUUCAACCUGAGAGUUUGCUGGAGGACCUGGUUCAAUUCAUGGAUGGUGGCCCAAGGGAUUAUCAUGCAACUCUGUCUCAUAAACGUCCUAGAGGAAGCUCAGUUACUCCACAACAAAAAAUUAAAGUGUCAACAGAUGAAACCAAUGAAGAUAAGGAAAUGUUGAGAGCGAUAGCAGCUUCUAUGGAGAAUGCAAAAGAAUCUAUUAAAACAACUGAAGAUGAUAAAGUAUCAUCCACAACUGAGGAAGAACCAUGCUUGACUAAGAAGCCUGCAUAUCCUCCUCUACCUGAAGAACCUAAGGGUGACAGGAACCUCUUAUGUAGGGUUGGAGUCCGACUUCCUGAUGGGCGCAGGGUACAGAGAAAUUUUCUCCGAACUGAUCCAAUACAGCUACUGUGGUCAUUCUGCUAUUCUCAACUUGGUGAAGCUGAAUCAAAGCCAUUCCGCCUGACUCAACCGAUUCCAGGAGCUUCGAAAUCUCUGGAUUAUGAUAGCAAAUUAACAUUUGAGGAGUCGGGGCUUGCCAAUUCUAUGAUCUUAGUUGCGUGGGAAUGAAUAUUGUCAAGAUGGCAAUGGUUUUCAAGUUCAUUCAACCACCUUGCGUUGAAAGAUUUUUUGGUUUACGAACUCUUCACAUCCCUGUUUUUCACUUUGUGUUGCACUUCAAGGAGUUAUUUACGAGGGGAUGAAAGAACCACCGACUUUAUUAUGUAUAUAUACUCAAAAUACUCCUUUUAUGUCUUCAAUACUUUCAGUUUGUUUAGUUCUUUUGAAAGACCAGACAUCUAAGCUGCCUAGCCCACCACUUAGGCCUCCACUAUUUUCCAAACAGUUGAAACUUUGCGGAUGGUAUUAAUGCACAUGGUUUAAUCUCUAUUAGAUCCA
Messenger RNA from Gossypium raimondii (Peruvian cotton), 1900 nucleotides. Its product is annotated as plant UBX domain-containing protein 7. Gene Ontology annotation, biological process: proteasome-mediated ubiquitin-dependent protein catabolic process. The coding region runs from base 209 to 1570 and encodes 453 amino acids. NCBI's taxonomy places the organism in Eukaryota, Viridiplantae, Streptophyta, Magnoliopsida, Malvales, Malvaceae. The record is from RefSeq and is a predicted model, not a curated record. Gene Ontology annotation, cellular component: nucleus. The transcript has 10 exons. Gene Ontology annotation, molecular function: ubiquitin binding.